Molecule: messenger RNA, 1476 nt
Organism: Bufo gargarizans (Asiatic toad)
Lineage: Eukaryota; Metazoa; Chordata; Amphibia; Anura; Bufonidae
Product: killer cell lectin-like receptor subfamily B member 1A
Exons: 7
Coding region: 343-921 (192 amino acids)
Source: RefSeq, a predicted model, not a curated record
CAUAUCAGAGUGAUGGCUUAGUCCAUAUAUAAUGUUUGCAUCUAUUGUGUUAGUGCAUUAUUUUCUGUUUUCUGUGAUUUUUUUAUUUAUUUUUAUGGAGUCGCAAAGAUCAGAAGUGGAAACAACUUGUGGUCUCCUCUGUGCACUGACUGCUCUGUACAGAUGGCUGAUAACUACUGACCACCGUGUUGGUUGCCCGGAUGUGGGUGACAAAAUGCUCUUCAGAGACACAGGAAAAGGCGUCAUCCUGAGAGAAGACCACCACCCAUCUUAUACUGAAGUGUCUGUAAGACCUGACACCAUUCUACAGCAUCUUAAGAAUCCCCGUGAGCAGCUAUAGACAUGAAGACUCCCGAUAACACCAAGAUCUGGACACCUUCCUGGAAAUUCCUGAUUAUUACUGUCCUCCUAGGAGCCAAUAUUGUUCUCUUCCGUAUUAUCGAAGCACUUGCUAAACACUCUGAAAUUCUGCAUGAGCUCUGUAUGAACAGCAGUAACAUGCCCGGAGUUUGUCAGCGCCUUUAUAACCACCAUCCAACAAAACAAAGUAUCACUGAAUGUAAAGAACUACGUCAGGAGCUCUGUGUGAACAAGGCUGACAAUGCUUCAGGUUGUCUUCUGUGUCCUAAUGGUUGGAUUCUACAUGGAGACGACUGUUAUUACUACUCAGAUGUAACAUACAGAACAUGGGACCAGAGCCGGGAUCAGUGUGAGAUGAUGGGAGCUGAUCUACUGGUCAUAAAGAACCAGGAACAGAAGGAGUUUAUACAGAGAGAUCUCAGACAGCGGAGAGAGGACACAUUCUGGAUAGGACUUCACCAUGAUGGAGACGGCUGGAGAGGGGUGGAUGGAGAACAUUAUAACAGCGGGCUUGAUCCAGAUAGAGACACGACCAUCAGGACGCUGUUUAUCAAUGACUAGAUCUGGUUAUUAUCAGGAGGACUGCAGAUCUACUAACAGAUGGAUCUGUCUAAAGAAAGCCGUGAGGAUCUGACCUUUAUGUAAUGUACAUGAAGCUGAAUAAAGAUAUAAAAACGUUCCAUUAGAUCUGUGGGUUCGGGCGACUGCAGACACGGCAGAUUUGUUACAGACAUUUCGGUCUCAUUCCUCUGAAUGGAGCCGGCAGAAAAUCAUCAACUUGAUAAUUGGAACAAAUUUUUUAAGAUUUAGAAAUUUCUCUAAGAAAUCCAACAAUCUUUUUCUGCAUCAAAAUAACAGAACAUUAACCCAUAGAGGACCCUCACCAUACAUGUACGGCGCUGGUGGACGUGAAUUAAGGACUAGCACAGUACAUGUAUGGCGGGCUGAUCGGGCGGCUGCAGGAGCUGCUCCCGCCGAUCAGCAGCACAGACCCGGCAGUCACUGACAGCCGGGCCCCUGCUGCAUACUCCGGCAUCCGUGAAAACACUGAUGCCAGUGUAUUAACCCCUUGCAUGCCAUGGUCAAAGCUGGUUUGCAGAGGGUACGGGUUCCCUC